Eremomyces bilateralis CBS 781.70 is the source of this 522-nucleotide messenger RNA. RefSeq lists its product as uncharacterized. The record is from RefSeq and is a predicted model, not a curated record. Gene Ontology annotation, cellular component: mitochondrion. Gene Ontology annotation, molecular function: nucleic acid binding. The annotation marks the transcript as partial. The transcript has 2 exons. Lineage: Eukaryota; Fungi; Ascomycota; Dothideomycetes; Eremomycetales; Eremomycetaceae.
CCUGGCUCCCAACACCAUGAUACCCUCGAAUCCUUCCUCACACACGCCUCGCAGACGAAUCUCUCCCAGACAUCGUCUACGUUCGUUGGAACCCGAUAUGAGUAUAUCUGCUCAGAGGCCUUGAACCGACUCGGGUUUCACCUCACGAGGACGGGUCGCUCCAACGACGCUGGAAUCGAUCUGGUUGGAGAUUGGCGAGUUCCAACUCUCCCGCCCGAAAUACCGCUCAAAAUUCUUGUGCAGUGCAAGCCGAUCGGACGGGCGCGAUGGGUAUCGCCAGAACACAUCCGGGAAAUAGAAGGGGCUUUCGCCGGUGCCCCGGCAGGAUGGAGAGGCGACAAUACCAUUGCGAUACUUGCGACGACGAGUCCGACGACGAAGGGGGUACGGGAGGCUCUGCAACGCAGCUCGCGACCUCUCGCAUUCGCCAUGAUCACCGAAGAUGGUUCGAUACAACAGCUAGUGUGGAACGCGAGAGCAUCCACCGCAGGGCUGGAAGGUCUUGACGUGGGCAUGCGCUAC